AUGUCUCAUCGCCGAAUAUUGUCGGUAAAUGACAUAAUAUCGCAUCUUGAAGACAACGAUGACGUAUUGUCAGCAGAUAUUUACAUAACACCCCCAGAUAAUUACGACAAAAGUGAUGAAGACAGUGGAGAUGAGGAGUCUUCGAACAUAAAUCACCUGUCCAGGCAGCAGCUCUUAGCACAGGCUGAGUUUAGGGCUACUGUAUCUUCACAGUCUAAUUUAGAUAUUAUAGAAAGCGUAUCAAAUGAAGUUUCUAUAGAUAAUAAUACACACGGCGACUUAUCAGUACAACCACCGGCAAAGAAAAAAAAAUGUCCAGCUACCCGAAAGUGGAGGAAAGUAGAUAUUCCAGUGAAGACAGAGAAAACAUCAGAGCCACCACAUUUCUUAGAACACCUAGAUACUCCUCUUUAUCAAGGGGCAAGCACAGGAAAUACCCACCCAGAACUUGGUGUAGGUGCUUCUGUUGUUUUAGACCUCAUAUCCAAAUUGCCGCCCGGUACUUACAGCUUUUAUAUGGACAACUAUUUUACAUCUUUACCCUUGUUGGAUGAAAUAAAAACAUUAGGACACGAUGCGACGGGAACGGUUAGGGCAAAUAGGGUAGAAAAGGCACCCUUGAAAGAAGCGAAAGAUAUGAAGAAAAUGAGCAGAGGGUCUUUUGACCAGUGUACAGAUACUCUGACGAACAUCACCCUCGUACGUUACAAUGACAACAAUAUUGUUACCGUUGCCUCAACCGAAUGUGGUGUGGAGCCUUUAGCUAAGGCUAUUCUCAAUAAAGACCAACAAAAUAAAACAGAGGACGACUGUGACUUGUAUGGGAGGCUUCUUGCUAACAAACUCAGUAAAUACUCAGAUAAUGAGAGACAAGAAAUAAUGUACGAAAUUGAUGGCCACCAGCUAUUCUUGUUCAUCACCGUCGUCAUCUUGGAUCAAUCGCCCAUCAUCAUUGUCUUCAAAUCAUUAUAUAAUUGCUUCUCCUAUACAAGAAGUAGUUUAUCAAUCCCCCAACAGAAUCCAUACACCUGUCCCUACAAUCCAGAUACCUGGAGGAUCCAUGCAAAUAAUUUCUAA
Molecule: messenger RNA, 1077 nt
Organism: Danaus chrysippus (African queen)
Lineage: Eukaryota; Metazoa; Arthropoda; Insecta; Lepidoptera; Nymphalidae
Source: the annotation of a GenBank genome assembly